This is a messenger RNA of Pseudomassariella vexata, 807 nucleotides long. RefSeq names its product ornithine decarboxylase antizyme. Gene Ontology annotation, cellular component: cytoplasm; nucleus. Gene Ontology annotation, molecular function: ornithine decarboxylase inhibitor activity. The transcript has 3 exons. Lineage: Eukaryota; Fungi; Ascomycota; Sordariomycetes; Amphisphaeriales; Pseudomassariaceae. The record is from RefSeq and is a predicted model, not a curated record. Gene Ontology annotation, biological process: positive regulation of protein catabolic process. The coding region runs from base 1 to 807 and encodes 268 amino acids.
AUGGCGCCAAUGAAAAACAAUAAUAAUAAUUUAAGUAGUAACUACGGCGAGGCGGUUUCUCAACAGGCAAAUGUCCUCGCCAGCUGCUACAUCGUGGACCCUUCAGCGUCGCUGAAGGGCUUGCACUACUGCACUACCGUUCCUAUCUCAGGACUGCCAUCACCUCCGACAAGUCCCCCUCUCGCGGCACUCACUUCUACGAACGAGCUCGCUCUGAAACCGAAAAAGCGCAGCUCCAAUAACGCAACUAGCCGCGGCCGCCGAGGGGGGGCAACGCUCCAGAUCAGGGAAGAAUGUGAGAGAUUCUUUUGCGAGACCAUGAAAACCGUGUUCCAGGUUGAGGGGAACAUGGCCAGUAAUGGCUCCGGCCUGGCUGGUGUUUACAUACCAAUGACACCGCCCGAUGAUUAUCCUACGCCUCCGUCUUCUUUCAAGAGCGACAGUCAACUCAAAUCUGCUGUCGAUGUGAUCGGAUGGAUGGAAUUUUGGGAUUACGUUGGAGGUGCAAGUUUCCGAGCAUUCAUAACCGAAGAUGGUGACGAUAAAACACUCUUCGCCUUUUUUGACAUUGGUCUCGUCGGUCGCGACUUGAAGCAAGCACUCAUCGCGCUGAUCGAAGUCGCCGACGUUCCACUUGGAUGUUCCCAAACCGUCAUCUGUUUGGACAGGCAGAUGCCACAAGAUGACACCAAAGCACUGAUGAAGAGUCUCCAGUGGGUUGGAUUCGAACUUGUCACGCUCGAUCACUGGGCCAAGGAAUUGGACGUCACCAGUGAUCGCUGGCUGUUCAUGGGGAUGGACAUUUGA